This is a messenger RNA of Emiliania huxleyi CCMP1516, 1263 nucleotides long. RefSeq lists its product as hypothetical. Lineage: Eukaryota; Haptophyta; Isochrysidales; Noelaerhabdaceae. The transcript has 3 exons. The coding region runs from base 1 to 1263 and encodes 420 amino acids. The record is from RefSeq and is a predicted model, not a curated record. Gene Ontology annotation, cellular component: centrosome; spindle pole.
AUGGGCCGCCUCGCCGCCUCCCUCGAGGUGCUCAAGGGCGAGCUGCGCCGCGCCAAGUACGACGAGGGCCCGCUCGACGCGGACGCCCUCUUGAGCGGCGACCCUUCCGCGUACCUGCGGCUGCUGCACUUUGCGCUGCUGCGCUGCUCCACGGAUGUCGCCCGCUGGUUGGCAGAGCUCGGCUACGAGCUCUACGCCAAGUCCGACGCGCGGUUCGUCGAGUGCGUGUGGCGGCUGAUGAGACAGGAGCUCGGCUACCGCCACGCCCUCUCCACCAAGCAGUUCCUCUCCGCCGGCUUUGCCGAGCGCAAGUUGCAGCUGACCAUCGAGAGCCUCCGCCUCGUGAGCGCAAAGCACGCCGACCUCGGGCGGUCGGCGCGCCGCCCGGUCGGCGUGGACUACAAGGCGCUGGCGGAGCUGGCUCAGCCGCGCACGCCAAACGCGGCAACAGCCGACGCGAGGCAGCCGCCUCUGACGGCAAUGCGAGAGCCGCAGCCGCCUGUCCACCCUCAGUCGCAGUACUGCAUCUUUGCCGCCACCGCGGGCUCGCCGGCGGCCGAGUGGGGCGCUGAGCCCGCCGAACCAGCUCAGUCCGCCGGCCAGUCCGUUUGCGGCGGCGCUUCUCUGCUCGCUCCUCCAGCGGCGCCGCCUCUCGGCGGUGAAAUCGCGCAACCGAGGUUCGACAGCCUCUCAGUAUACGGUGCGGCGUCGGGCGGCGGCGCGGCACCAGAGCCUCUUGCCUCGCCCUACCUCGCCCUGCCCCCCUCCCCGUCCACGUUGGCGCCCGCGACGACCGCGCAAGUCGAGGCGGCGCCGCUCGAGGAGCUGUUUCUCUCUGACGCGCGCCCGCCAGAGGCGUCGCAUGCGGAGCCCGCGGAAAAGGGACGCCUCGGCGUGGCGCGUGACGCGUGGCUCGCGGAGCCCGCUCAGCCAACUGCGUUGGCGGCGCUGCCGCACCCCGCUGGCGAGUCGCACACAUUUCCCGCCGCAGAGCUGCAGGCUGCGAGCCGCGACGAGCCGAGCUGCCACCAGCUCGCACAGCUCGAGCGGAUAGUCGGCGGCGCGUGCCGCGCCGUCGAGUCGCUGGCCGCCACUUCGCCGCGCUCUUGCAAACCGCUGGCGGUGCGCGUUUGCAGCCCCGCUGUCAAACUCGAGACGCGGCCAACGGAGGCGUUCAUCUCCGAGUUUGAGCGCCGGCUCGAUCACACGCGAGCGCUGCUCGCCCACCUGGAUGAGGCUGAGGACGGAGCAGCUGGCACCUGA